GACCAUCUUUAAUUAAGGAUUUUAGCAAUAUGCCUCAUAGCCACUGCCAUUCACUCAGGAGCUUCCACAAUGCCCCACCACUCUCUGCCAUCACACAUGGCACUAAUCCUAUAAGCUUUGAAGAUGGAUUGUGUUUGCCCAGCAGCUUCCAUAGCAGAACCUGGCUCCUGGACAACUUUCAAGAAACCUGCAAUGAAACCACCAGCUGCCAAAUGACCAAUUGUGAACAGGACUUAUUCACAGAUGAGAGCUGUGUGCAAAGUAACUGCCUCCCCGGAGUUGUCCAAACUACUUACUCCAAUUCCAGGCCCUGCGAAAGGCCAGCGUGCCAAUCAGAAAGUUCUUCAGCAGGGCUGGCUUGUGUUUCUCAGCCUUGCCAAUCAGAAACCACUCAGCAGAUGGAUUUUGUAGCCCAGAGCUGCCAACCUGCAAGCCUCCAACCUGCAAGCCUCAAGGGAAACAGUUGCCCACCCAAGACUUCUGAGUCUAAAAAUUUCGAAACUCCGGAAUGUGCAUCUAGCCAAUGUCAGUCUCAGAACCCUGAAUCCAGUUCCUGUAGACCUCUGGUCAAUGUUGCACCUGAGCCACAACUCCUGGAAUCUUCUUCCAGCACUUAUGAGCCAACUUGCUGUGUUACUGGUGGUUUUCAAUUGCCUAGUAAGUGAAGAUCUGUAGGGGAGAUGGCGUAUAUUCUCAU
Pongo pygmaeus (Bornean orangutan) is the source of this 697-nucleotide messenger RNA. RefSeq names its product keratin associated protein 27-1 (gene KRTAP27-1). NCBI's taxonomy places the organism in Eukaryota, Metazoa, Chordata, Mammalia, Primates, Hominidae. Gene Ontology annotation, cellular component: keratin filament. The transcript has a single exon. Bases 30 to 665 code for a protein of 211 amino acids. The record is from RefSeq and is a predicted model, not a curated record. Gene Ontology annotation, molecular function: structural molecule activity.